AUGGGUGGAAACCCGUCCAAAAGAAACCAAAUCCUUUAUUGCCAUUACCAUCAGGAGAGAGGACAUAUAACAGAGGAUUACAAAACUUUGCUUGACCAUCUGGAUCAAUUGGUGAAGGCAGGGAAAUUGAAGCAAUUCUUGCACCAACCUAUGGGACAGUUAGGACAACUAGGGGCUGGGUAUCAGAGAGAUGGAACUCCUCAGCCAACCCUGGGCACAAUUAACGUAAUUUUUGCCACACCCAGAUGCGACGUUGGCUCCUACUCGAGAGUCAUGUCCAUGGCUUCAAAUCCAAACCUGGGGGAUAAGGUUCAAGUGUUUAAGAGGGCUAAAGUGGUGGCAGUGCCAACUUUGGGUUUCUUAAAGGAAGAUAAGGAGGGGACAUUCCAACCCCAUGAUGACGCCUUGGUGGUAACCCUUCGGAUCGGGGGAUAUGACGUGAAGAGGGUCCUUGUGGACCAAGGUAGUGGGGCAGAGAUUAUGUACCCAGAUUUAUAUAAAGGGUUUAAUCUCAGGCUCGAGGAUUUGGAGAAAUAUGAUUUGCCAUUAGUUGGCUUUGAUGGAAGAACGGUAAUCCCCCGUGGGAUGAUUAGACUACUUGUGCAAGUUGGGGACGAAGAGGUGCAAGUUAACUUCAUCGUGGUAGAAUCCUAUUCUCCUUAUACUGCUAUUCUAGCGAGGCCUUGGCUUCAAGCUAUGGGGGCAGUGUCGUCUACCUUACACUUGAAGGUCAAGUAUCCUACACAAGGACGAGUAAGAGAAUUGGUUGGAAAUUAA
Messenger RNA from Quercus robur (English oak), 777 nucleotides. RefSeq lists its product as uncharacterized. The record is from RefSeq and is a predicted model, not a curated record. NCBI's taxonomy places the organism in Eukaryota, Viridiplantae, Streptophyta, Magnoliopsida, Fagales, Fagaceae. The transcript has a single exon. The coding region runs from base 1 to 777 and encodes 258 amino acids.